GUCCUGACUUUGACGCUGGGUGUCGCCCGUUCCUACGCAGAUGCCUCGCAGUGGUUCUGCGCCAUAUUGGCAGUCUCUCCUCCAUCUCAGCAGACGUCGAGCAUGCACGCCUCAAACCGGUUACUAAUGAGAUAUUUCUGAUUGCAGCCACCAGCCAGUCCUAGGGCACCACCAUGGAGGCCGUAAAAGCCUUCAAUAAUGAGCUGUACUCAUUGAAUGAGUACAAGCCGCCGAUCUCCAAGGCCAAAAUGACUCAGAUAACCAAGUCUGGAAUCAAGGCUAUUAAACAGCUCUCCCAGCUCCCCCAAUGCACUGAAAAUGAAGCAGGAGGAUGGGGUGGAGAGAGUUACAAAGAGAUAAGAGAAUCCCUUACCAGCUUAGUUCUACAAACAUGUCGUCCAGAGUGUAGAGAAGUUCAUACAAAAGUGCAAACCAGAGUACAAGGUUCCCGGCUUGUACGUCAUCGACUCGAUUGUCAGGCAGUCGCGACACCAGUUUGGCACAGAGAAAGACGUUUUCGCUCCACGCUUCAGCAAAAACAUCAUCUUGACGUUCCAGCACCUUUACCGCUGCCCUUCAGACGACAAGAGUAAAAUCGUGCGGGUUCUCAACCUGUGGCAGAAGAAUGCUGUUUUCAAGAGUGACAUCAUUCAACCUCUGUUGGACAUGGCAGCGGGGAUACCUCCCCCGAGUGUCACCCCCGUUAUGUCGAGCAGCGCUGCACCGGUCAACAACACCACACCUGGAACUCCAGCCACACCGGCCACACCUGCAAACUUAGUCCAGGGUCUGCCGGACUGGGCCUCCCAGAUUACCAACACUGACACCAUGGCAGCUGUGGCCCAGCUUCUACAGAGUCCUCAGGGUCAACAGUUGCAGCAGCUGGUGCAGAGUCUGCAGAUGCAGCAGCAGAAACCCCAGCCGUCCCUGCUCCAGGCCUUGGACGCCGGCCUGGUUGUGCAGUUACAAGCUCUGACGGCGCAGCUCACCGCAGCUGCUACUGCAAACAGCCUCAACCCACUGGAACAGAGGGUCUCCUCUUUUAACAAGAAGCUUCUGGGUCCGUUCGACUUUGGGAACGACAACGAACGCAGCGACGAAUCUAAAAAAGACACGUCGUCGUCUCAAAUGCCCAUGGUGUCUGAGCCAAUCAACAGCUCCCUUUUCCACCAGUUAGCUGAGCAGCUACAGCAGCAGAACCUGGAGCAGUUUCAGAAGCAGCUCCUGGAGCACCAGCACCACAAGGCCAUGAGCAUGGAAGGACAGGAUUCAAUGUUUGGUCAAGAGAAUUCUGUCGCUGCAGCUCAGAGCAGCAGUCAGACGCAGCUGUCGGAGCAAGACAACAAGAUCGACGACUCCAUAGAUAACCAACAACAGGACAUGGAACUGGACGAGGGCCCAGAUGGAAUGGAUGAGGAGAAUUUUGAGGCGGAAGACAAGAAGACCGCUAGCACACGCUCCAGGACACACUCGAGGUCACGGUCAAGGUCUCCAAAGAGGAGGCGGUCUCGGUCGCGCUCCAGUUCGCGGAAGCGCAAACAUCGCAAGCGGUCGCGCUCACGCUCCAGAGACCGCAAAAGGAAGUCGUCACGGUCCUACUCAAGUGAGCGGCGUGCGCGGGAGCGAGAGAAGGAGCGACAGAAGAAAGGCUUACCUCCCAUACGGUCCAAGACUCUCAGUGUGUGUAGCACCACCUUGUGGGUGGGCCAGGUGGACAAAAAGGCCACUCAACAAGACCUCACCAAUCUGUUUGAAGAAUUUGGCCAGAUUGAAUCCAUCAACAUGAUCCCUCCUCGUGGCUGUGCCUACAUCUGUAUGGUCCACAGACAGGACGCGUUCCGAGCCCGUCAGAAGCUGAGCACCGGCUCCUUCAAGAUUGGCUCCAAGGUCAUCAAGAUCGCCUGGGCUCUAAACAAAGGUGUCAAGCAGGAGUACAAGCAGUUCUGGGACGUGGACCUGGGUGUGACCUACAUACCCUGGGAGAAGGUCAAGCUGGACGACCUGGAUGGCUUUGCUGAAGGAGGAAUUAUUGACCAGGAGACGGUCAACGAUGAGUGGGAGGCGGCCAAAAGUGCUGAGUCAGUGAAGGACGUCACCAGUCAGCCGGUGAGUGCAGAGACCGCAGCGGUGUCCAACACCCAGACUGAGACGUACAACCAGGUCACCAUGAUGUCUGUACAGCUGCCUGUUGCUCAGGCUGUUCCCAGUGCAGUAGGACUGGUGCCCCCCACCUUUCCUGUCACCAUGACCAUACCACCACCAGGCUUUGGUCCACCACCACCAUUCAUGAGAGCUAGCUUCAACGCCUCCCAGCCUCCUCCUGGUUUCCUGCAGGCGGCGCAGGCAGCAAGCAUGGCCUCGGCUACGAAUUCCCUCGUACAGCCCCCGGUGGCUAACAGCCAGGAAGCUGUCAAAGACUCACCGUUCGCUGCUAUGAUCCCUCCAACCAGCACCAUCCCCAGCAGCUUCAUGCCCUCAGCCAUCCCUGGGGCUGGUAUGUUCAACCACAUGAGUGUCCAAAGUCAACAGGCCGCUAACGAGAAAGCUGCUCAGUCUGCAGACAUGUUGGACGCUGCUGCUGAGCUAACGCUGCAAGGGAUGCAAAAUGCUGUCCGCAGUGGGAUGGGUCUCCUGGGGAUGCAUCCCUCAGCCUCCCUGGCCCACCCGCUGCACCAGUCUGGUCUGACUGGACAGAGGAUGCCAGGCCUGCUGCCUCUCGAUGUUCGCCCGAACCUCCUUCAGCCCGGAGCUGCAGCCCGCUUCCCGCUCCUCAUGCAGCAAAGCCCUGCCCAGCAGGCGGCCAGCCUCCUGGACGGCUCCCUCCACGCACAGGCACGUGCCAGGGCUCCCUUCCCACCGAUGGAUCCGUUCAACCGGGCCCCAAAUCUGACCAAUGAGAACCUGUCCAAGACCGAGGACGAAUCAUCUUCUGGUGCAGAUGAGGGCAAGGACCAGGACUACCGCUUCCCUCCGAUGGAAAAGCAGAGCACGGGUCUGCUGAGGACCCCUCCGCCAGACCACCGGGAGACCCUCGGAGGUGGAGCCGCCGCAGCAGGUAGGCCGCCCUUGCUGCAAACGCCAGGCGCUCAGUCGACCAGGUCCAGCCUAGUUGGACGCCUGCAGGCUCUCGCGGGCUUCACCCCCGAUAACCGCUGGAACCAGACGAGAGGGGACUUUGACGAACGGGACGGAAUGCGAGGAGGCCCACAGGGCGGUGCAAAAGGCUUCCAGGAGGAGCGUCCAACACCUGGGCAGAAUUUUCCCAACCGCUUUGACAGUCGACCUGCGAACGCAGCAGCCAACGCUGUAGGAAAUCCUGGAGCUCCUGGGGCUCCUCAGGGCUGGAACCGUGGCGCUGGAGGUCCAACGCCUUUCGACAGCGAACUGCACCAAGACUUGGACGACAGGAGGCGUCCGUGGGACAGGCAAAGAGACAGGGAUGAAAGAGAUUUUCAUGGAGACUUCAGGAGGGAGAUGAAUGGUAACCGCCACAACCGCGAUAAAGACCGCGAGAGAGAACGAGACAGAGAGCGAGGAAGAGACCGCAGGGAAUUUGACAGAGAACGUGACAAGGAGGGAGAACGCGACAGAGACCGUGAACGUGGCGGCUGGACGCCCCUUCUCCCCCUGCCCACACCUCUCCUACCAACUCCCACCCAUAACCCCAACCUGACCCUGAACCAAGCCAAACUGCUCGCACCUCUGAAACUGAACCCUCAGAUCCAGUCUCGGUUCCAGCCCCCCCUCCUGCCCCAACCUCAGGCCAAACCGUCCGUCAUUGGUAUGAACCAGCCGCCUCCUCAGGUUCAGGUCCAAACCCCUCCUCCCUCUCAGAGCCAAGCACCUGCAUCUGAGUCAAAGUCAGAAACACCAGCCCAGUCUGAGACCACCCAGGUGCGGUCUUCUUCCUCGACCCCAACCCCUGUCCCAUCCCCAGAUCAGAGCCCUCCGACUGAGGCUGCCGCUCAGAUCCCGUCACCGACAGAAUCGCAGAAUUCCCCUCAGCCAGAAUCUCAAUCACAGCCGGCUGUCCACUCCCCCCCUAAACCUGUCUCACCUCCGUACAGUGAGACUCCUAAACAAGCCUUACCCCAGGACUCACCCAUCUCUGAUGGCUCUCCAAAGGAUUCGACUUCCUCUGUUGAGCAUCGAGAAGAUGACGAGGAGACCCCGGUCCCCCAGGCUCACCCGGGCCAGCCGAACUGGGUCAACGGCCGCGGGAUGGACGAUAGCAGUGUGGCCGAGGUCACACCAGAGGGCUCCCCGGAGUCCACUCCAGAUCCUCCCUCCUUUUCUGAGCUCCCAGAGAGGGAACCGGAGCAGCUUGCCUCUCCCGAAGACGUAGACAUUGAACAAAGUGAGACCUCGGAGGAAGCUGCGUGUCAGCCAGUGGUAGACACUGUCACAGACACUGAGGGGACAUAAUCAUCACUCAGUAGGUAAAAGAUCAUUUUGUAAAGUUGUCUUUUCUUCUCUGUACUCAUGUCAACAAACCACCACCACCACCACCACUACCACACGGGACACGAUGAAUACUGACACCCAUCAGACACAGUCUGAAACAAAAAAACAACAAAAAACAAAUAACAUAUGAUUUUAUCUUUUCCAAAUACCAGUGUACUGGAAUAGAAGGCUUAACUUAGCUGUAGGACGUUUGUUUGUAUUUUUAUUUCCUUUUAAUUUUUUUCUUCUUCUUCUUCUUGAGGUGCAAGUCCACCACUCACAUUUUACCAAUUUUAUCAAAUUUUAAUCAUUUUUUUAAACAAAUUGCCUGCCAAAAUGUUUUAAUUGUAUAUUGGGGAAAAUAAGCUUUGACCUUCCUAUGGAAGAGAGUUAGAAAUCACAGCUGUUCAACAACGGAGCGAUUACAGAUGAACACGACACUUGAAAGGACAGUCGCUGCUGCUCACGUUUCUGUCUCUUAUUUAAAGAAUGCUGCUGCAAAGAUCCUGUCAAUACUGUUGUUGGUGUCCUUAAAAUAUUUCUCAGCAGAACAAGCAGAAGCGGCCUGCACACCAUGAAACCAUGAACAGCGGCCAUUAAAAUUGGAAAUAAAUUACAGUUUUCUUAAAAUAAUAAUAAAAAAAAAACCCGCUGAAAAUGUUGUAUCUUAUCAAAUGUCUGCAAUCUUGUUCCUAAUUAUGCAACAAACACGGACGAUGACAUGACAGGCUAAAGAGAACGGAGGGGGGUUUUUGUCAUGUCCGGUGGAUUUUGUUUUAGGUUGAAAUAAACAUGAUUUUUCUGUUUUUAAAACACAUGCUUAGGACUGUUUUCUGACCCAGGACCAGUGGACAUAACACCGCAUUACACAUGUGUAUACUUUACGUGCCGUCGCUGCAGUGAAUUUGAUGUUCUCGUACUUCAAGUCGCUGCUUCAGUAUGACACUCGUCCACAGAGCACUUUGUUGGAUGCUACCGCGGGACUUGUAGUACUUUGUUUCCAAUGACUUCGGCCCGUUUCCCCGAGCUUUUGCUGCGUGACUGCUUGAGGAUGAGAUUGUGCCUUUUUUUUUUAAAUGGAUUUGUCAUUCAUUAUACCCUACACUACUGUGAUGUACACCAGACUGUGCGUGCACCUCAGUUUCUAAAAGCUCUAUGAACAGAACGCUGCCUGCACAGAGUUGACUGGCCUGUCCGUCGAGCCGUGUGUGGGCGGCUUGUACAGCACUCACCCUUAGAAGAGAACAAUAUUUAUUUCGUUGUUCUGUGCAUGUAGGCCUGUCGACAUGUUUUAUUAACAUUCUUGUCUUGUUCUUUUCACACUUGUAGCUUUUUUUUUUUUUGUUGAGACAUACAAUUAGAGUUCAAUAGUCUGCUGUUCUGACAGAGCAAAUGUCUUCUGCAGGAGUUGUAAUGUUGAAUAAAAGUUGAAGGUGUAUCCGA
Cynoglossus semilaevis (tongue sole) is the source of this 5886-nucleotide messenger RNA. It is a transcript of the gene scaf8, whose product is annotated as SR-related CTD-associated factor 8. The record is from RefSeq and is a predicted model, not a curated record. Gene Ontology annotation, cellular component: nucleus. Bases 667 to 4425 code for a protein of 1252 amino acids. Gene Ontology annotation, molecular function: RNA binding. Lineage: Eukaryota; Metazoa; Chordata; Actinopteri; Pleuronectiformes; Cynoglossidae. The transcript is spliced from 21 exons.